This is a messenger RNA of Cherax quadricarinatus, 3485 nucleotides long. The record is from RefSeq and is a predicted model, not a curated record. NCBI's taxonomy places the organism in Eukaryota, Metazoa, Arthropoda, Malacostraca, Decapoda, Parastacidae.
AUGGAGGGCUGCACCCCAGGGAUGAGUCCCAUCCAGCAGGUGGUCCAGGGUAGCCCUGGAGAGGUAGAGGAGGGAGGGCUGCACCCCCAGGAAGGGCCACCAGUAAUCAAGGAACAUCCCAGCAGUGUAGUUGCUCGUCGUAACGACCCUGUCACCCUCAACUGUGCUGCAGCUGGUGCUGCACGCAUCAGGUGGUUCCGUGAUGGUGAGGAGGUGGUCACCUCUACACAAGAUCCUCGCUCUCACCGUGUCCUCCUGCCUGCUGGCUCCCUCUUCUUCCUCCGUGUCACUACCACCAGGAAGGAUAGUGACACUGGCACAUACUGGUGUGAGGCUUCCAACAGCUAUGGUGCUACACGCUCUCAAAAUGCCACACUGACUGUUGCAACCCUCGCCUAUGACUUUCAGAGACAAGCAGAACCCAUAGUGAAGACUCGUGUUGGGGACUCUGUCUGCCUACCCUGCCAACCACCCAAGGGCAUUCCUGUGCCAGACCUGACCUGGCUGAGAGAUGGUCGCCAGGUGACCAAUAGCAGCCAUCUUAGUGUCUCUCAGGCAGGUGACCUGGUCAUCAACAAGGCCAUCCAGGAAGACUCCGCAACCUAUGUGUGUAGAGCCAGAAAUGCUGCUGGUACCAGGGAGUCCACACCCACACAACUCACUGUCAUGACUGUGCCGUGGUUUGAAGAGCGGCCAUUGAACGUGACUGCUCCUUCAGGAGUGACGGUGGAGUUGAGGUGUCUGGUGCGGGGGUCACCCAUGCCUUCAGUAUCCUGGCAGCGACUAGAGGGCAAGAUGCCACAGGGACGCACCAGGAUAGAUACCCAGCAUCAACGACUAGUGCUGGAGCAGGUGGCACCCAUUGACUCUGGUGUAUAUGUCUGUGAAGCAGAAAGUGAAGGAGGAAGAGUAACAGCCCAAGCUACUGUCACUGUCGUAGGUGCUCCUACUCUAACACAAAGACAGCAGCGCCUUCAGGUAAUGACAGGAGACACAGUACAAGUCUCAUGCUGUGUGGAAGGUAAGCCACAGCCUUAUGUACUGUGGCGCCUCGCCACACCAGACAGAACUGCUGUUCUUGCCCCUGGACAAAGUAAUGACCACAUCUCUGUGUCAGAUGAUGGUCGUACUCUGUGGUUAGAACAUGCAACAACAGAAGACAGUGGCACAUAUUACUGCUGGGGUGUUAGUAGUGGUGGAGGUGUAAGUGGAAGAGCAGAGGUGAUGGUGGUGUCAGCUCUUCCACCACCAGUGAUGGGUGUCGGUCCCAGAGAUGUUAAGGCCACACCAGGGAGUACUGCAACAUUUCACUGUGAGGUAGUGAGUGAGGCAGCUCAAGUCACUAUCUCCUGGUGGUACUGUCCAGCUAUCCACCUGCCACCCCGUCAACUAUCACAACACACUGCUGAUCACCGAUUCUCUCUCCCAAACAAUGGUGCCCUCAUCCUCAAGAAUGUGCAACUUGAUGACUCAGGGAUCUACACCUGUCGAGCUACUGCAGACACAGGCACAGUGGAACAAGCAGCAGUACUUCGAGUAGAACACAGUGCUAAUAUUGCUGAACCACUGCUGCUGCCGGCACCUCCCACCAAGCCACGUCUUAUGGCCAUGAACCAAACAUCAGUGAAACUAAGCUGGCUUCCCAACUCUCAAAUGGGUGAAGACCCAGGUCAGUGGUAUCGCAUAGAGUACUGGAGACAAGGUUGGGAUGAAUGGCGGGUAGCUGAUGCUGCCAUGAUGCAGGAGUCAUGUGUGGUGAGCCACCUCACUCCAGGGCACACUUACACCUUCCUGGUCCGUGCUGUCAACAACAGAGGAGCAUCGUUCCCCAGCCCCUGGUCAGACCCAGUCACUACCAAGCUUUCCCAUGACCCCAGCCUUACUGUGGACCAGGUACGCCAGGCUCACCGCCGCCUCUCUCGCCCCAUCAUCUCCCUCAGUGAUGCUGCCAUCACUGCUCCUCACAGUGUGCUGCUUAGGUGGGACUUCCUGGCCCCAGCAGAUGUGUCUGUGGAAGGUGUGCUGGUGUAUGCUGUGUCCAAGACUGGCACUAUUCAAGUGGCCACUGUCCUGGGUGCCUCAUCCUCCUCCCACCUCAUGCACCACCUGAGUGCCAACACUCACUACACCUUCUUCAUUGUCCCCUUCUGGCACAGCAUAGAGGGAACGCCUUCCAAUGUUCACUCGCUUAUGACACCAGAAGAUGUUCCUUCAUCUGCGCCUGGAGACGUGCAUGUGACAGUGCUUAAGGAAGGUUCUGUACUCAUCAAGUGGUCAAGUAUAAGUGCUGAGGAAGCCAGAGGGCAGCUGGUGGGUUACCAGGUAACAAUAAGUCACAAUGGUAGUCAGACAACAGAGAUGGUGGAGAGUCCCUGGCUGGAAGCUCAUGGUCUCCUGCCUGGCCGCCUCUACACUGUGCGUGUGGCAGCUCUUACAGCAGCAGGUUCUGGGCCCUUCAGUGGUCCAGUCUUGCUGGAUGCUGGGCCAAAUGAUGCCCACAGUAUUCAGAUCAACACUCACAGUGAUGGCACUGUGAUAUAUGCAUCACCACAACUUGAGUGGCUGAUGUACCUGCUAAUACCACUGGUAUUGAUGGUGUGUGCUACAACUUUGUUGUAUGUAAGGCGACUACGUCGCAAAGUGCCUGGUUGUAACCCAGUCCACACUCCAAAUGUGUACCAGGAUCCAUCCAUCUAUCCUGACCACCACUCCAUCAAUAUGUACAGUGAACGCAAAUCAUGGCGGGCCUCAGAGAGUGACAUGGAUUCCAGUUUGUCAUCAACGCGACUCCUGCGUCCAGACCAACUGGUAAAUGAGUAUGCAGAACCCCGGAUGAUGCAACAGCAGCGACUCAGUAUAACAUCAACAGAACCAUAUGCCACUACAUCAUUGUUAACAACAGCCUCGCCUCAUCUUAACACCAGUGCACAUUGGCAGUGUAGUGAUGACUCUGGCGUACAAGUCAAUUGGAAUGCCUUCCUCCCACCACCCCCAUCUUACCCACCUCCCCCUGACCUUGACCUGGGUGAUCCAACUGGUAGUAGCAAUGUAUACAGAGACCGAAGGGUAUUUUCCUCAGCACAGAUUUACAAAAAGAGCAAAUCAGAGCAGUAUGAACGUCCAUGUGAUGCUGCCUUGGAACACGCUUAUGAUCAGUACACCCAGGAGGCUUCCUCUGAGGGCAGGGAUGGUUCCCUCUCCUUCAGUACGCGCUUAGACCGCCGUCAAGUCCUUGCUGACUAUCACCCUCCACCAUCCGCAAAACCCCAACAUAACAACACACACUAGUGCCAUGUCAUGUACAUGGGAAAGAUAGACAGAACGCACAAGAAGGCUAAUUAUAGUAUAGUUGCCUUUAAAUCUAUCUGGGUAUGUAUUAAAAAGUACAGCAAAAAGCUCUCUCCUGGCCCUCCACUCCCUCCAACAACACUAGGCUAUCACACCUGCAGUUCAGCACCUCACAUCAAGUAAUAAAAAUAGAAUUA